Tuber melanosporum (Perigord truffle) is the source of this 4781-nucleotide messenger RNA. RefSeq lists its product as uncharacterized. Gene Ontology annotation, cellular component: membrane. Gene Ontology annotation, molecular function: ATP binding; ABC-type transporter activity; ATP hydrolysis activity. Bases 1 to 4209 code for a protein of 1402 amino acids. The transcript is spliced from 17 exons. The record is from RefSeq and is a predicted model, not a curated record. Gene Ontology annotation, biological process: transmembrane transport. Lineage: Eukaryota; Fungi; Ascomycota; Pezizomycetes; Pezizales; Tuberaceae.
AUGCGGGGGAAUUUUUGUGGUGACCCAGAAGGAUGGGGCCCCAUCUCCCCUCAUGGGAGGAGCGACUUCACGCCUUGUUUUCUAGAUUCUGUUAUCGAUGGAGUCAGCUUAGGGAUUAUCUUCUUCGGGGCUUUCCAAGUGUAUUGGCUUUCACGCAAGAAGCCGGUGGGUGCAGUGAAGGAUUGGAGUUAUACCUUGAAGUUGGGGUUAGUUGCGGGCAUAAUUGCGGUUUCGGCAUUGCUCGCUUCACUACAGGUUGAAUACUCCGAUUCAUGGUUUUACGAUAUUCGGUUCUGGUCGCCAAUUCUCUCCUGUGUUGGUCUCGGAGUAGCCUUUACCGUUCACUACUUGGAACACGAUCGAUCUUGGGUUCCCAAUGGGGUUCUGCUCUUCUACUGGCUGUUCUUCAUCGUCAUACAUGGCGUCGAGCUUCGGUCUUCCGUGGACUUGCACGAUCAUAAACACCGACUUCCCCGGCUUAUUGCGGUGACAUGCGCGGAGGCUGCGGGAAUCUUCGUCUUCCUCCUGCAAUUGAUUGUCCCGAGGAAGAGGGGUCCAUACGCACUCGUUGGUGAAGAUGAGGUGGAAAACGAGUGCCCUAGCGAGAUCGCAAACGUCUUCUCGAGACUUACGUUUGGGUGGAUGACGGUGAUGAUGAAGCGAGGGUAUAAUAAGUUCUUGACUGAGGAGGAUCUCUGGAAUCUUCGUAAGAUCGACACAACUCGUGCUACGGGAGAUCAAUUCACCGAGGCAUGGGAGAAGGAGCUUCAGAAGGAGAAGCCAAGCAUUUGGAUUGCGUUGCUUAGGGCCUUUGGUGCUCCUUAUGCCCGUGGUUCUCUCUACAAAAUUGGGAAUGAUGUCCUGGCUUUUGUGCAACCGCAGCUUUUGAGGUUGUUGAUAGCAUUUGUAUCGUCUCACAAUUCUAAUAAUCCUCAGCCGGUCGUCCGAGGAGUUGCCAUUGCCUUUGCCAUGUUUGGCUCGAGUGUUGUUCAAACUCUGUGUUUGCACCAGUACUUCCAGCAUGCCUUCGAGACGGGUAUGAGAAUCAAGAGUAGCUUGACGGCAGCUAUAUAUAAAAAGAGUAUGCGGCUGUCAAACGAAGGACGAGCCUCCAAGACCACUGGUGACAUUGUAAACCUACAAGCUGUUGACACCCAGCGACUACAGGAUAUCACCCAGUAUGGGCAGCAACUUUGGAGUGCGCCUUUCCAAAUCGCUCUUUGCAUGGUUUCUCUUUAUCAACUUUUGGGACCCAGCAUGUUUGCCGGAAUUGCUGCGAUGGUUGUCAUGAUUCCGGUUAACGGAAUCAUUGCUCGUGUCAUGAAAACGCUACAGAAGGCUCAGAUGAAGAAUAAGGACUCUCGGACCAGACUGAUGACUGAGAUUCUGAACAACAUGAAGAGUAUUAAGCUUUACGGAUGGGGCUCUCCUUUCAUGGCUAAGUUAGACCAUGUCAGGAAUGAUCUAGAGUUGCAUACCCUCAGGAAGAUUGGCGUCGCGCAGGCGUUUGCCAGUUUUACUUGGUCCAGCACGCCGUUUUUGGUAUCUUGUUCUACAUUUGCUGUCUUUGUCUGGACUCAAGAUAAGCCAUUGACCACAGAUAUUGUCUUCCCAGCAUUGACCUUGUUCAAUUUACUCACUUUCCCUCUUUCGGUUCUCCCUAUGGUAAUUUCAGCUAUUGUUGAGGCUAGUGUUGCUGUUGGACGUAUCACUUCAUUCUUGAUGGCCGAAGAACUUCAACUCGAUGCUGUGAUCCACGAGCCACCAGUACUUGAAAUGGGCGAAGAGGCUCUUAAUAUCACUAAUGCAACAUUCGCCUGGAACCGCGCAGAGGCUGGCAAAAGCGCCUUGAAGAAUAUCAACUUUACGGCCAAGAAGGGUGAACUCAACUGUAUCGUGGGACGAGUCGGUGCAGGGAAAUCCAGCUUUCUUCAGGCAAUUCUCGGAGAUCUGUGGAAGGUGUCAGGCAAAGUCGUUGUAAGAGGAUCUACUGCUUACGUCGCCCAGUCAGCUUGGGUCAUGAAUGCCUCCGUUAGAGAGAACAUCGUGUUUGGGCACCGCUAUGACCCCGAGUUUUACCAGGCCACCGUUAGAGCUUGUGCGCUUCUUGAGGACUUUGAUGCCCUGCCCGAUGGUGAUGAGACAGAAGUUGGUGAGAAGGGAAUCUCUUUGUCCGGAGGUCAGAAGGCUCGUUUGACCCUCGCUCGUGCCGUCUAUGCCCGUGCCGAUGUUUACCUCUUGGAUGAUCCCCUAUCUGCCGUUGACCAGCAUGUUGGAAGGCAUCUUAUUGAUAACGUUCUUGGUCCUAAGGGUCUCUUGGCCGGAAAGACCAGAAUUUUGGCAACGAACUCGAUCCCCGUACUGAUGGAAGCCGAUUAUAUUCAUCUUAUUGUUGCAGGUGAAAUAGCCGAGACUGGCACCUACAACACCAGCGAUAAAGAUAGCGACAGAACCAUCGGCCCUGAGAUGAGGAAAUCCAGGCGCAAAGAGUUUUCGGAGAAAGGAAAGGUCAAGUGGAGUGUCUAUGGAGAAUACGCAAAAGCUAGCAACCUCUUUGCUGUAGCGAUUUACCUUCUCGCUUUGAUCUUCUCGCAGGUUGUUUCUGUUGGAGGAAAUGUAUGGCUCAAGACAUGGUCCGAAGCGAACGGCGAGAACCAUGCGAACGACCAUGUUGGCAAGUAUCUCGGCAUUUACUUUGCCUUUGGGGUCGGCGCGGCUGCGCUUGUGGUCUUUCAGACGCUAAUUCUUUGGAUUUUUUGCGCUAUCGAGGCUGCUAGGAAGUUGCACAAUAAGAUGGCAGUUGCUAUAUUCCGAGCCCCGAUGCAGUUUUUUGAAACCACUCCCGCCGGCCGUAUCCUGAAUCGCUUCUCUAGUGAUAUUUACAGGAUCGAUGAGGUGCUUUGUCGAAGUUUCAACAUGUUGUUUAGUAAUAGCGCCAGGUCAAUUGCUACGAUUGCCAUUAUCUCCAUAUCCACACCUCCAUUUUUGGCUCUUGUUGUUCCCCUGGGGUGUCUCUAUCUCUAUAUUCAGCGCUAUUACCUACGAACCUCCCGGGAACUAAAAAGGUUGGAUAGUACAUCACGGAGUCCUAUCUAUGCUCACUUCCAAGAGUCGCUCGGCGGUAUCUCUACUAUUAGGGCUUAUCAACAGCAGUCCAGAUUCAUAGCUGAAAAUGAAUGGAGGAUUGAUGCUAACCUGCGCGCCUAUUUCCCUUCGAUAAAUGCGAACAGAUGGCUCGCCGUGCGAUUGGAGAUUAUUGGCUCAGUCGUUAUAUUGGGGGCCGCUGGAUUUCCAAUUAUUGCUGUCGCUUCCGGUACUAAUCUUUCUGCAGGCAUGGUUGGCUUAUCAAUGUCGUACGCGCUGCAGAUAACUCAAUCACUCAACUGGAUUGUCCGCCAAACUGUCGAGGUUGAGACCAACAUCGUCUCGGUAGAGAGGGUGCUCGAAUAUGCAGCUCUUCCAAGCGAGGCGCCCGAAGUCAUCCCAAGCCAGAGACCGAGUACGAGCUGGCCCGCAAAUGGGGCUGUCUCCUUUCAUAAUUACUCGACUCGGUACCGCCCCGGCCUGGAUUUAGUUCUCAAAGACAUCAACAUCGACAUUAAACCCCGGGAAAAGAUUGGGAUUGUGGGUAGGACUGGUGCGGGGAAGAGCUCAUUGACCCUUGCGCUAUUCCGAAUUAUUGAACCUGCAAAUGGCAAUAUUAGCGUUGACUCCCUCAACACGUCUGCUAUUGGCCUAAGGGACUUGAGACAACGGUUGGCUAUUAUCCCUCAGGAUGCCUCACUGUUCGAAGGGACUGUAAGGGACAACUUGGAUCCGAGUCAUGUCCAUGAUGAUACCGAGCUUUGGACGGUGCUGGAACUCUCUAACCUCAAGGCCAAGGUUUCCUCAAUGGACGGGAAGUUAGACGCGCAGGUACACGAGGGCGGAUCUAAUCUUUCCGUGGGCGAGCGAGCCUUGAUGCAAACGGACAACAUGCUACAACGAACCAUAAGAGAUAGAUUCCGCGACAGGACCAUCCUGACAAUCGCUCAUCGUUUAAAUACCAUCAUUGACAGUGACCGAGUCAUCGUUCUUCAGGCCGGUCGGGUCGCCGAAUUCGAUACCCCAGAAGCCCUGCUCAGCGACAAAAAUUCCCUGUUCUUUGCCCUUGCCAAAGAGGCCGGGCUAACCCAGGCAGGCUCUUCCAGCGAGCUACCGGUAUCCUGAGUCCGUGUGCGCGCGAGGGAAUAUAGCAGAACAAGAGGGGGCUGAUUGAUUGAUAGCAGUGUGCACGUCUUGAGUGUUUUUUUUUUUUGUUUUUUUUGAUAUUGUCUUUUUUUCCAAAAUUUUCGGAAGAAAAAAUGUUUUCAGUUCCACACCCACUGUACCAGAACUGCACGAACGGUGUUUUUUUCCCCCCUUCCUGUUCGAAUAUUUGAGCUAUUGAGUUUUUGUCCUUAUUUCCCUUUCAUAUUGUUUCCAUUUGAUUUGAUUAUUCAGCUGUUUUUCUUAUGCCUACAAGUACGAGUACUCGUACCGGUAUGGGAUUCUCAAAACGGUAUGUGGGUGGGAUGGAGAGGUUGUGUGGCAUGUGCCGGUGUGGCAUGAUUGUCCCAAGGCUUGCUAGCUAGUAAACUUGCCAGCCUUACAAACGGAGUUGCCGGCUAAUGAAAUGUUAUUCCUCACUCUCACCUCCCCUCCCCCAUUACUUUUCCUUCCGCCUUUCUACUACCGGUAUGUUGUGCCCUAGUGUAUUACAGACAGACGAACUAGAAUGCAACAUAAGUUAGGUACCUUUA